Trichomycterus rosablanca is the source of this 996-nucleotide messenger RNA. It is a transcript of the gene twist1b, whose product is annotated as twist family bHLH transcription factor 1b. The transcript has 2 exons. The coding region runs from base 105 to 635 and encodes 176 amino acids. Lineage: Eukaryota; Metazoa; Chordata; Actinopteri; Siluriformes; Trichomycteridae. Gene Ontology annotation, molecular function: RNA polymerase II transcription regulatory region sequence-specific DNA binding; protein dimerization activity; DNA-binding transcription factor activity, RNA polymerase II-specific. The record is from RefSeq and is a predicted model, not a curated record. Gene Ontology annotation, biological process: developmental process; regulation of transcription by RNA polymerase II.
UCCAUUUUGCUGUUCAUGCUGGUGCACAGUUUUGGAACUUAAUGCGAUCGUAUUAGUGGAACUCGAUGCGGGAAUAACGGCGCCGUUCCAGGGGAAUAAAAGAGAUGCCCGACGAAGCCGUGCAGGACUCAUCGAGCUGUCCCGUGUCUCCAGCGGACAGCGACCCGAGCAGCAGCAGCAGCGAAGCCGAACAAGAGCGCAACUCCAAAAAGAGCGCACGGAAAAGGAGGUCCAGCCGUAAGGACGCAGAGGACUCGGACAGUUCAGGGCCGGAAAAGAAGGGGAAGAAGUGCGGGGGAAGCGGGGGAAGCACCGGCGACAGUCCGCAGUCUCUGGAGGAACUGCACACACAGCGCGUCAUGGCCAACGUGCGGGAGCGCCAGAGGACCCAGUCUCUAAACGAGGCCUUCACCUCCUUGCGCAAAAUCAUCCCCACCCUGCCCUCGGACAAACUGAGCAAGAUUCAAACCCUGAAACUCGCAGCUCGCUACAUCGACUUCUUGUACCAGGUUCUGCAAAACGACGAGCUCGACUCGAAGAUGACCAGCUGCAGCUACGUGGCUCAUGAUCGGCUGAGUUACGCCUUCUCCGUGUGGCGCAUGGAGGGAGCCUGGUCCAUGUCCGCGUCCCACUAGUGCGCCCGGUCCUAAACGCAGUGCGUGAGAGACUUCGGUGAACUAAACGGUGAUGUUCGUCUUUGCUGGCAAGACAAACGUGGACUGACUGAGUAAAACAAGUGCUGGAUUCCUACAUUCCUUCCUAACCAAAGGAAAAUAAAUCUCUGUGGACUCUGGAGGGAGGAAUCGGGACUUUACACAGAUUUUGACGCUGAAUGUUGGAAUGUUACUGCGCGUCUGAACUGCGCAUAGGAACCUUCACAAGAUUUUAAUCUUUAUUUCUUUAUUAUUAUUUUCCUUUUUUUUUUUUGCUACCGAAGCCUUCAGUCUAAACCUGUGUAAACUGGGACGUAGUAGGAACGUUAUUUAUUUAUUAAUG